This is a messenger RNA of Penicillium maclennaniae, 1470 nucleotides long. RefSeq names its product proteasome regulatory particle lid subunit RPN5. Bases 1 to 1470 code for a protein of 489 amino acids. The transcript has 5 exons. The record is from RefSeq and is a predicted model, not a curated record. Gene Ontology annotation, cellular component: nuclear proteasome complex; cytoplasm; proteasome regulatory particle, lid subcomplex. Lineage: Eukaryota; Fungi; Ascomycota; Eurotiomycetes; Eurotiales; Aspergillaceae.
AUGUCUGACGGCGGCCUGUUGAAGCCCGAGAAGGACUUCACAAAGGAGGCCGACAAGGUCAUCCCGGAGGCUGAGACCCUCGCAAAGACCGAUGUUCAGGGUGCCAUCGACAAGCUGUUGGUAUUGGAGAAGCAGACAAGACAGGCCUCCGACCUUGCCUCUACAUCGCGCCUCCUAAUCGCCAUCGUCACCAUCGCCAAGAACUCCGGCGACUGGAAUCUCCUCAAUGACCAAGUGCUCCUCCUCUCCAAGAAACAUGCCCAGCUCAAGCAGGCCACGACGAGGAUGGUGCAGGCGGUGAUGAAGUUCCUUGAUGACACUCCUAGCGUGGAUGUCAAGCUAUCCGUUAUUGAGACUUUGCGGACAGUCACCGAGGGCAAGAUCUUCGUUGAAGUCGAGCGUGCCCGCGUGACCCGGAUCCUUUCAAACAUCAAGAAAACACAAGGUGACCUUACCGCCGCGGCCGAUAUUCUGUGCGAGCUGCAAGUGGAGACCUUUGGAUCGAUGACACGAAGGGAAAAGACAGAGUUCAUCCUGGAGCAGGUUGGAUUGUGUAUCGAGCGUGGAGACUGGACGCAGGCUUCAAUCCUGAUCCGCAAGAUUAACAAGCGGUAUUUCAACCGCAAGCCUAAGAAGAGUGCUGAGGAAAUCGAGAAGCUCAAGAAGCAAGCGGAAGAGCGUGAGAAGACCCGUGGACCAGAUGAGCCGCCGAUGGAGGUGGACGACGAUGUGACCGACCUCAAGCUCCGUUUCUACGACCAGCAGAUCACCCUUGCCAACCACGACUACAAGUAUCUCGAUGUUUGCAAGAACUACCGGGAAGUACUUGAUACCGAGGCUGUCGCGAAGAACCCCGAGCACCUGCGUGCAUCCCUUGCUCGCAUCGUUUAUUAUAUCGUCCUUUCCCCAUACGACAAUGAGCAGUCAGACCUUCUGCACCGUAUCCAACAAGACUCGCGCCUGUCCCAGGUCCCCGAAGAGGCUCGUUUGAUCAAGCUUUUCACUAUUCCAGAGCUUAUGCGCUGGCCCAUGGUCGCCGAGCAGUUCGGUCCUCAUCUGUGCAGCACCGAUGUAUUUGACGCCGAGGCCAAGCAGUCCACUGAGAACCAGGCCAGCCGGAGAUGGGAGGAUCUGCGCAAGCGGGUCAUUGAGCACAACGUGCGUGUGGUUGCCAAGUACUACACCCGUAUCCAGAUGGGCCGGUUGACCCAGCUUCUCGAUCUGACCGAGGAGGAGACGGAGAAGUAUAUCAGCGAGCUGGUGUGCUCGAAGACCAUCUACGCUAAGAUUGACCGCCCUGCGCGACUUGUCAACUUUGCUAAGCCCCGAGAUGCGGAUGAUGUGCUAAACGAGUGGAGCAGUGACAUGAAGAGCUUGCUUGGUCUGUUGGAACGGGUCGACCACUUGAUCACCAAGGAGGAGAUGAUGGCUCGCAUCCAGCCCUCUCAAGAGAAGGCUAAGGCUCGCUGA